This is a messenger RNA of Chlamydomonas reinhardtii, 7466 nucleotides long. RefSeq lists its product as uncharacterized. Gene Ontology annotation, biological process: regulation of transcription by RNA polymerase II. The transcript is spliced from 7 exons. Gene Ontology annotation, cellular component: aryl hydrocarbon receptor complex; nucleus. Bases 781 to 5319 code for a protein of 1512 amino acids. Gene Ontology annotation, molecular function: transcription cis-regulatory region binding; nuclear receptor activity. The record is from RefSeq and is a predicted model, not a curated record. NCBI's taxonomy places the organism in Eukaryota, Viridiplantae, Chlorophyta, Chlorophyceae, Chlamydomonadales, Chlamydomonadaceae.
GCGGAGCGCCUUGAUUUUGUGCCCUUUGCACACGCCAGGCUUGUGAUAUGAAAAUCAAUCUUCGUUGUGGGCUGGAAAUGAAGUAGGGCUUUCACCCGCUUUGCGGCGGCUCCUUCGCUCGCGUGCCGGUCAUGGCACGUGCAUUACAUCAGUCAAUUCUUCAAGUUCGACCUGCUGCCAAACAAUUGCCGAAUGCAGCGGGUUUUGGCAAUUUCCCGGGUAACAUAGCGUUUCGGUUGGCCAGGUUGCCCGACCUCAACGCUAGUUGCCUGCAGUUGAAGGCCGCGAAAACUCCAGCUUGCCCCGACGUUUCGAGCGGAGGUAUUGCCAUUGCAGGAAGUGCCGUAUCGAUUAAAGUUGUGUACCCCAAUUCGAGCAAAGUUUAACCGCACGAAGACUCCAUGGCGAUGAAGGAAAAUGCGACACCAGCCGCGGUUCAGUGCCAGAGACGACUCCGAGCUUCUUCAUGUUUACACACGACCCAUCUCUUAAAUUCCUAGCAUCGUCGGCAGGGCCAAGAGGGUAGCAACUGCUGUUCGUGCACGCCGCAAUACUUGUGCUUUCACGGGCCCCGCAGCACAUCGCAAUUGCCAUCUAAUCACUGCAGAACCAAACUGACACAACAAGCUGGCCAGCAACUCGGCGGUCGGGUUUGGGAACGAGAAGAGAGCAGUGCAAGUUGCUCGAUCAGCUCUUGUAGAAGACUGGUCAGUCAAUAACUGGAGUCCUUAGGAAUAGGCGGCGCUUCUGGCACGUGCUGUAAGCCAGUCGCCGAGGUCAAUGGCCCCCGAUGAAAAGCUCCUGGCGCUUUGGCACUCUCGCCAUGGAAACAAAUGGUCCAAAAUCGCCAGCGCGAUGCCUGGCUGCUGCGUCACAUCGCUCAAGAACCUUUACUACAACACCGCAAGGGCAUGCCUACGUGCGCGGCCCGUCAACCGCGGCUCAUUCCUGUUUGAGUAUGUGAUGCUGGUCCGAGACAACCCAGAUGAUGACGCCGCACGUAUGACAGCGUACGAGCAGGUCUGUGCGCGCCUGGGCAUAUCCGCUCCCGCCACAGCCACCGCCGCCGACGACCCCGCUUCGGACGCCGACGACGCUAGGGCUGUCAAGCCGCCGCCGCGGCGGCCGCAGCAGAAGCGAGUGCGCCGCAAGCCCCGCCGCUCCGUUGCCGCGUCAUCCUCGUCUGAGAGCGGCGAAAGUGAGGAGUCGGCGGAGGAAGGCGGCGAGAGCGAUGACGCGUCUAACGCCAACAGUAGCGACGGCAGCAGUGACUCGGAGCAGGAGGAGGAGGGGGCUCCAGAGUCCGAGGAGGCGAAGUCGGAGGAGACGGAGGAGGACGAGAAGGAUGAGGAUUUCCGGGUGGUGCGGCGGCGGCCGCGGAAGUGCUCGCGGGCAGGUGCGGGCCAGCGGGCACGCCCCAGCAAGGCAGCAGGCGUAGCUGCUGCUGCUGCUGCUGCUCCGGCGGUGGCGGAUGACGUGGCCGCACCCCGCCGCAAGCUGGGCCGCCAGGGAUCGGGCAACACAAGUGGUAGCAGCACAGUCACCAACGCCAGCGGCCACGUAGCGGCAGAGGCUGCUGCGGGCGCGGCCACGGACGCGGGCGCACGCGAGGGCGAGGGCGGCGCAGUGUCUGGUGCCACCGCCGCCGCCGCCGCCAUGCAGCAGGAGCAGCCGCAGCGACAGCUGCUUUGCAGCCAAGAGGACGUGACCAUGGCUCCAGAGGAGGCGGGCGAGGUCGGCCCUGAGGGCACCGGUACCGCUGUUGCUUGCGCGGCGGUGGGCGCGGCGGCGACUGCCGCCGCUGCCGCGUCUGAGACGGUGGUGCCGGGCGGCAGCACUGGCCCAGUAGUGCGGGCUGCUGCUCCCGGCGGCGAUGCCAACGACGGAGCGGUCGUGGCCGCCGUCAGCGGCGGCGCUGAGCCCAUUAACCAAGAUGACAUGCCGCCGGGUGCGGCGGCUGGGGCGGCUGAGGCGGCUUCCGGCGGACUGCUGGGGUCGGCAGUGGCUGUGCGCCCGCUGCACAUGCAGGUGCAGCCGCAGCCGGGGCGCCUGUACGGCAUGGGGCGCCCGGAGUCAGAUCUGCACGGCGACGGGUUCUUUGGCGACAUCCAUGGCGGCGGCGGCAGUGGCUGUGACGGCGGCGCCGCACGCGACGGCAGUGGCGCCCCGCGGGCCACAGGCAGCACCUCGGCUGCGCACGCCGGCCCCGACUCACACACACCCGACCUGAAUAACAACCAGGGCCUGCGCGCGCUCUCCUGCGACGGCCACACCGCGCUGCCCGUGCCGCCGAGUGCGCCCGGCAGCGCGACCGCCACGGCGGCCGCAUCCUCGGCUGCGGGCGUGGCGCCGCCGCCCUCCGCGCCCAUGGCGUCGUGCGAUGCAUUGUACGAGCAGGUUCGAGACCACCGCCAGCACCACCACCCUGCCAAGCCGCUUGACGACUUCUUCGCCGGACACCAGGGCCCGGCCGUCGGCUAUCACGGCCACUUCCCGUCCGCUGAGCUGUGCUACAGCCGCCAGCAGCUGCAGCAGCAGCAGCAGCAGCGCAUGCCGGGCGCCGGCCCCUCCCGGCUGCAGCCGCUGCAGCCACAACCGCGCCAGCAGGCGCAGCUGCCGGCGCUGGGCUCAGACUCCCACCUCGGACAGCAGCAGCUGCUGCCGCAGUCGCAGUCGGUGGGUCGGAUGCAGCUACAGCCCUUCCCGCAGCCGCCCAGCGCCGGCAGUAGCAUGUGCCGCGUCGACACGUCCGGCACACUCUCCACACUGCACAGCUCCGGGGACGGCAGCAGCAGCCGCGUGCUGCUGUGCUCUCUGCCGGAGCUGCCCGGCGGCAAGCGCCUGUCGCUGACCGCCGCUACUGCCGCGCCGGGCUCGCUUGCUGCAGCCGCCGCGUCGCCGUGCCUGCUGGGCUCGCCGCUGCUUGGCGCCGACGGUGAGGCUGAGGCCCUGGAGGGCCUCCUGCACAGCCUCGAGCGAGACCUGGGCAUCAUGAGCCCCGCCCACCGCAACCCCAGCCACGGCAGCCAGGUGCUACAGCCGAGCCAGCGGCCGCUGCAGCUGCAGCUACUGCCGCACCCCCGCAGCGCCGGCAGCAACAACAACAGCGACAGCGGCGCCACCCAGCAUCCCCUCUCCCUGUCCGGGCCGCACCCACACCCGCACUCGCAGCCGCAAAGGCGGCUGCAGGGCCUUAGCGUGGGAAGCGCCACCUGCACGGGCCCGCAGCAGCAGCAGCCGCGCCUGGCGCCAUUCCUGGGCCUGUCGGCGGCGGCAUCGCUGCAGCCCCCGCACUCCAACCGCCCCGGCGCUACUGCUGGUGCCGCGGGUGCAGCACCGGCCGCGAGUGCCCGGCCGUCAUGGCUCGGCGACCGGGGCCCGUUGGACUUGGCCGAUGAGCUGCUGUGCGGCAGCGGCGGCAUUGGCGGCAAGUCGCCGCGCCGCCGGCUGCUGGGACCGGCGUCGUCGCAGCCAGACCUCGAUGUCAUGGAGGGGCCGGUCGCGCGCAGGACCGAUCCAGGCAUCGGCGUGCGUCAACAGCACCACAAUGCCAUGUUAGGCGCACUAUCGGCUGGCCACACCAUCACCAACACCAACAUCAACAACAUCAGCAACACCAACAUCAGCAACAACAACAUCAACAACAUUAGCAACAACAACCUGCUGCACGGCGAUCUGCAGCUGGAGACGAGUCUGCAGUUGCAGCAGCUCGGACAGCGCGGCGGCGGCGGCGGCGGCGGCUGGCGCGGCCCCGGCAGCGAAGGCCUGCACUCAGUCGCCUUCGAGGCGGGCCCCGCUCUGUCGCAGGAGUUCCCCAAGAGCAGCGACGCGUUCACACCUCGGUCGACGGCGGAUGGUUACGCCGCCGCGCCGCUGCCGUUUGACGGCCAGCAGACAGCUGGAUAUGACGUGCGCUCAGGCGGCCGCCGCCCCUGCUGCCCCAUGCACAGCUCCCCCUUCGCGGCAGCGGCAUCGCCCUGGGGCCAGCUGGACCCCCUGCUGGGCGUGCCUCGGGGCGGCAGUGUUGGCGGUGGUGCCGCUGUCGGGCCGCUGUCUAACGACUCGGGCGGCAGUCCUUGUUGGAGUGGGCCGCACUCCCACCACGCACCACACCACGACCACCACUACCGGCACCACCGCCAGCAAUACCACCCGCACCACCCGCACCACCAGCACCAGCACAACCACCAGCACCACCACCACCAGCACCAGCACCAGCACCACCAGCACCACCAGCACCACUGCCCCCUGCACCAGCCCCACUGCCCACUCUACCGCCACCCACACGCGCUCAGCGGCGCGCACUCUAUGCCGCAGCCCCUGCCCAGCUUCUGCCGAGAAUCCUGGCCGCUGCAGCCUGAGGGCGGCGGCGGCGGCAUUGCAGCUGAACGCGGCGCAAUGGACCCCACUGCUCCCAUGGCCAUGCAGCUGCGUCCGCAGCAGCAGCAGCAGUUCUAUUGCCAGCAGCUGUGUGGUGGUGGCGGCGGCAGCAGCCGUCACGCGUCCGGUCCGACUGUCUCUCGACUGGCAGGCGCGCGUGUUGGGCCCUACCCCCGGUGCACGCUACCCGGACCCCACUCGCCGUUUGCAGCAGCCGGCGCCCGCAAUGCCGGCGGCCUCGAGAGCCACCACCGCGGCAGCGGCGGCGGCGUGGGGCCGUCGUGCGUCGGGCUGCACUCUGAAACGCCGGAGCCCCUGCCCGGCUCGCACAUGGAGUGGGCGUCUCAGCCCGCCGCCACACCGUUCACGCAGCAGGGACCGCAGCGGCAGCAGCACCACCACCAGCACCACCACCAGCAGCACCAGCACUACCAGCACCACCAGCACCACCAGCACUACCAGCACUACCAGCACUACGAGCACCAGCAGCACCAGCACUCGUGGCGUGCGUCGGCGGCUCCAAAUGUGCAGCGCUGCUACAGCCUGCAGAGCUUCGAGGACACCGGUCCUUUGCGCCCGCUGGUGCCGCUACCGCCGCUUCCGGCGCUAAAGCCGCUGCCGCCGCUACCGCCCCUGCCACAGCAACAGCAGCAGCAACAACAGCAGCCUGUCGCAACCGACCUCCACACCUCUCCUAAUUUCUUCGAUGGUGGUGGGCUACGCCGUGAGAUGAGCAUAGCGCGCACGUCAUCCAACUUGGACAACAGCAUCAGCAACGAUUGCGACGGCGGCCCUGGGCGCGGCAUUUCCCUGGAUGCUGGCGGACGCCUUUCCAUUGAGCACGGCGAGUGUGUCACUUCUGACACGGACCUGGAUCUGCUGGUGGAUAACCUGAUUUGGAAUCCUGCCCCUGAGGCGUCCUGGAUCCGUGCUGACUGAACUGACUUGCUUUAUGAAAUGGCCAUGUGCUACUAGUAACAUUACCGACUUGUGUAUGUGCCGUCAACACGGACGUGCGGUAUGUUACACGAACACAAUCAUGUAUGGGUGUGGGCAUGGACAGAUGCACAUGAGCUCCGGAAGGGUGGGCGCGCAGUCUGUUGGAGAGGCCGCAUGCGCGUGUGUGCGCCAGCCGUGUGUUGACGCAAGAUCCUGUGUGGUACUGCCUACCGACGAUACGGUAUGCGAUGACUUUGUGCGCACCUCGCCUGAAGAUCCUUAUUAGCAUGCCUGCACUGGCGAAAGCAGGCCAUAGGUCGAAUCCAGCCCAGUAUGAAGGUUACUCAAACGGCGCCGCCGGUCGGGCGCCAUGGUGGAGUCGUAGACGUCGUUAACGUCGUCGCCGACCUGGUGGGGAAGGUCCCGGUGGCACUGCCAGGCGCUGCCACAGGACAGCAAAGCACGCAUUGGCCGUACGUAGUUGUUGAAGCAGGUCUUGGGGGCUGAUUGAGCACGGGGGUUUGGUCUGCCUGAAGCACCGCCACAGUGCUCGGUAGGCACCGCGGUUUCGCAGUGUGUGGUUCGUGGCUAUCGGUAGCAGUGCCAGGGGCGGGUCGGUCAGCUUCUUCAGGCGGGGCUGGCCCUUGGGCUGACGCCGGACGUGCCUGUUGGCACCUUAUAGCAACCGAAGUGGUCGGGGCUCGGACCAAAUAGGGAAGCCGCGAGCAGUCCUUAUGCAACAAGUCUUGGAUGGAGCAAGAAAGCAGUACCUGUGAAUGAGAGGAGGUUGGGUGGAGUGAGCUGCACAACGGAAAGCCAACCAGCGGGAGUUGUCCAUGCGCUCGACAUGCGCCUUGCAAAUGGUUCCAUUCGUUUUGAGGUGACGUCAAGUACACGAGAUAUGGAGGUAUUCGUCUCUUGCGGCGUCGUCUGAAGAUCAAGCAAGGCCAUUGAUACCGGAGUUGACGGAUGCGGUUGUGGCGGGAAGUCUUUGUAUGAGAUGUGCGCUGCAAGGUGCACUGUAAGACCUUUCUAGUGGUGUUUCAGGAGGUUGGGGCGUCCUCAGUGGCCAGAGUUAGCGGCAGCAUUGUAGCAACGGAAUGGACCCGUCGGCUGGAUGAGUGUGGAGGCAUGGCGCUUAAGCGGGGCCUUAGAACUACUUGCGAAGGCGUGGGAACAGCUUUGUUCUUUUUUACCAGCAGGUAAUGCAGCUGACUAACAUUUGAAGCUGAUAGUGGCGUCUGAAGAGGACUUGAGCAGGGGGGCGAUUACGUGGCAAUGCGCAUUUGAUAGUGCCCUGUGGUGUACCCAUGCGUGGCCGCAUGCCAGCAAACACGCCGUGCAAUACGCUCGUGCCCUCUUUUUGUUUGCUGGUGUCGGGCCGUUCCACUGCUGUGGGGGGGGGGAGGGAGGCGCACAGGCAGCACUUUGCGGGCCGUGCUCAUGCGCAAGGUUACGAGUGUUUUACAAUAUGAGUUACUAAUGUGCAUUUGUUUGGACUCGAGACGGUGGCUGUUGCGGCGUUUGGCAACGAGCGCCUAUAUACUUGCCAAUUUGCCAUGCAUGCAGGGUUGAGCACAGCAAGGGGUUAUCCAGUUCUGGUUUGGUUGAGCUCAGGGAUGCAUUCCUUCUUGGCUGUUAUUAUGACAUUAAAGCAUGCACAUGCAUAGCAACCAGCAGGCGUCACGCGUAGAAUGAGCGGGUGUGUGGAAGUGCCGCCGUGCCGCACGGCUUCACACACACCAUGAAUAAGCCUCGAAGGGGUGGCUUGCGCAAUGACGCGGGGCCCCUGCCGAGCUGUUUAGCGGUUUGUUUGGGAACAAAUGCUGGCCUGCAUCCCAGGGAACAUACAGCCCACGGGCGCAAGCACAGGCGCACAGCAAGCACGGAUCGAAGGGUGCCGCGCGCCGGAGGAUCGGCUUAGAUUCUUGUCCCUUGAUGGUGCUGGUCGGGGGCCAUCCUUGACGCUGGUGAAGUGGGUGUAGAGACGGACGCAUGACCAUGGGUGUGCCGUGAACGUACCGUAUGAAUGUACGUGGGAGGUCUCAGCGUACAGUAUGUACGGCUUGUCAUGUUGCUAAAGCAGUGACACUGCAACUGUGUCGCUCUGGCGGGGUGAGAACGACUGCCUGUAAUAACCUGUUGAA